Molecule: messenger RNA, 1644 nt
Organism: Linum trigynum
Lineage: Eukaryota; Viridiplantae; Streptophyta; Magnoliopsida; Malpighiales; Linaceae
Source: the annotation of a GenBank genome assembly
AUGGCUGGUCAGAGAAACAGUUACGGAAAGCGGUCUCAUUCUCACUCGGAUUAUGAUGAUGGAAGAAACAAGAGAAGAAAUUCAGGUGAAGAUAGAGACCCUUUGGUCAUUGACCCUCGUGAUACUGUUUACCGGUAUUUGUGCCCCGGUAAAAGGAUUGGAACGAUCAUUGGGAAGGGAGGUGAAAUUGUCAAACAGUUGAGGUUAGACACCAACGCCAAGAUUAGAAUUGGUGACACCAUACCCGGGUGUGAUGAUCGCGUGGUUACCAUCUACAGCUCUAGUGACGAGACUAAUCCAUAUGCAGAUGGUGAUGAUAAGAUCUCACCGGCUCAGGAUGCUCUAUUCAGGGUGCACGAUAGAGUUGUUGGGGAAGAUUUGCGUGUCGAUGAAGACUCUGAAGAAGGUGGCGGUCAGCAAGUGACUGCGAGGCUUCUUGUUCCAUCUGAUCAGAUAGGCUGCAUUAUCGGGAGAGGUGGGCAGAUUGUGCAGAGUAUCCGUACUGAAACUCGCACACAGAUCCGCAUUUUGAAGGACGACCAUUUGCCACUCUGUGCACUGAGCUCUGAUGAACUUGUACAGAUUUCUGGUGAAGCUGGAACAGUAAAAACGGCACUAUAUCAGAUUGCUGCUCGCCUUCAUGAAAAUCCAUCACGGUCUCAGCACUUGCUGGUUUCUGCUGUCCCCAACAUGUAUCCUUCUGGUGGUUCACUGAUUGGUCCUACUGGUGGGGCACCAAUUGUUGGAAUGGCUCCAUUGAUGAGUCCUUAUGGAGGAUAUAAAAGUGAUGCUAGAGAUUGGUCGCGGUCCUUGUACUCGACACCCAGAGAGGAACUUCCACCUAGAGAAUUUUCUCUUCGUAUGGUUUGUCCAAGUGGUUAUAUAGGUGCCGUGAUUGGAAAAGGUGGUGCCAUCAUUAAUCAAAUUAGACAAGAGACUGGAGCCGGUAUAAAGGUUCAUAGUUCAGCUGCUGAUGAUUGCUUGAUAGCAAUUUCAGCCAGGGAGGUGUUUGAUGAGCAACAUUCUCCGACAAUUGAAGCAGCCUUGCGGUUGCAACCCAGAUGUAGUGAGAAAACCGAGAGAGAUUCCGGACUUCUCUCAUUUACAACCCGGCUGCUUGUACCUUCUUCACAAAUUGGAUGCCUUCUCGGUAAGGGCGGAGCUAUUAUCAAUGAGAUGAGGAAUGUUACAAAUGCUAACAUACGUAUCCUUGGAAAGGGCAAUGUUCCUAAAGUUGCAGCGGAUGAUGAUGAGAUGGUACAGAUCUCUGGGGAACUUGAUGUCGCCAAGGAUGCACUCAUAGAAGUAAGCCGGAGGUUAAGGGACAAUGUAUUUGACCGAGAUCGUGGUGCAGCCUCUGCUUAUUUGCCAGUGCUACCCUAUGUCCCUGUUUCAACUGAUGUGUCAGAUGACUUUCAUUAUGAUGCCAGAGAUAGUAGACGGGUUGGACGCGGACAUACUUAUUCUGGUGGUUAUGCCUUGAGUGAUUAUCCUGCCAGUGACACAUAUGGUAGUUACAGUAAUUCACAGAUCGGUGGUAGUGGUGGUCCAUAUGGACCCUAUGGGAGUUAUUCGUCUGCACGUGCAAGCACUUCUGGGUAUUCUAACCAGGUCCCGACAGCACGGCGUAGAAACCAUUACUAG